Molecule: messenger RNA, 1350 nt
Organism: Symphalangus syndactylus (siamang)
Lineage: Eukaryota; Metazoa; Chordata; Mammalia; Primates; Hylobatidae
Product: selenide, water dikinase 1-like
Biological process (GO): L-selenocysteine biosynthetic process
Cellular component (GO): cytoplasm
Molecular function (GO): selenide, water dikinase activity; ATP binding
Source: RefSeq, a predicted model, not a curated record
UACAAAUUAAUGAUUAAUAAGAUGUGUAUAUGCUGAAUUACACUAGUAUGUGCUUUAAGACGGGAAUGCCCUUUUAUAACACGAGUUUUUCAAUCAAUAUAUUUAAUUUUUUAAAAUAAAUAUUGUAUAGAUACACAAUGGAAUACUAUUCAGCCUCAAAAUGUGGUAAGUUUCAUCAUUUGAAUCGAUAUAGAUAAAUUUAGAAGACAGCAUACUAGAUGGAAUAAUCCUGACACAGAAAGACAAAUGCUAUAUGAUCUCAUAUAUCUAUAGAAAAAAGUUUAACUCGGGGCGCAAAGCGAGCCGGUGGAUCCAUAAAGAACCCAGCCAACCCGCAGAGAGAAGGGAGGGGCUGAGCUGUGAGGAGAGCGGGGCCCAACAACCAUGUUUACAUGGGAGUCCUUUCACCCAGAAAGUUACGAAUUGGACAAAAGCUUCCGGCUAACCAGAUUCACUGAACUGAAGGGCACAGGCUACAAAGUGCCCCAAGACGUCCUGCAACAAUUGCUGGAAUCUUUACAGGAGAACCACUUCCAAGAAGAUGAGCAGUUUCUGGGAGCCUUCAUGCCAAGGCUUGGCAUUGGAAUGGAUACUUAUGUCAUUCCUUUGAGACACAGUGGGCUUUCCUUGGUUCAAAUCACAGAUUACAUUUACCCAAUCGUAGACGACUCUUACAUGACAGGCAGGAUAGCAUGUGCCAAUGUCCUCAGUGACCUCUACGCAAUGGGGGUCACAGAAUGUGACAAUAUGCUGAUGCUCCUUGGAGUCAGUAAUAAAAUGACCAACAGGGAAAUGGAUAAAGUGAUGCCUCUGAUUAUCCAAGGUUUUAAAGAUGCAGCUGAGGAGGCAGGAACGUCUGUAACGGGCGGCCAAACAGUACUAAACCCCUGGAUUGUCCUGGGAAGAGUCACUACCACUGUCUGCCAACCCAGUGAAUUUAUCAUGCCAGACAAUGCAGUGCGAGGGGAUGUGCUGGUGUUGACAAAACCCCUGGGGACACAGAUGGCAGUGGCUGUGAACCAGUGGCUGAAUAUUCCUAAGACAUGGAAUAAUAUUAAACUAGUGGUCACCCAAGAAGAUGUAGAGCUGGCCUACAAGGAGGCAAUGAUGAACAUGGCGAGGCUCAACAGGACAGGCGGCCUUCUGAUCUGUUUACCACUUGAUCAAGCAGCUCGGUUCUGUGCAGAGAUAAAGUCCCCCAAAUAUGGUGAAGACCACCAAGCAUGGAUUAUUGGGAUUGUAGAGAAAGGCAACCACACAGCCAGAAUCAUAGACAAACCCCUGAUCAUCGAGAUUGCACCACAAGUGGCCACUCAAAAUGUGAAUCCCACAGCCGGGGCCACCUCUUAA